Apis cerana (Asiatic honeybee) is the source of this 4107-nucleotide messenger RNA. It is a transcript of the gene Non2, whose product is annotated as upstream activation factor subunit spp27 homolog Non2. The record is from RefSeq and is a predicted model, not a curated record. Lineage: Eukaryota; Metazoa; Arthropoda; Insecta; Hymenoptera; Apidae.
AAUUUUGCAAUCGUAACCUGAGUUGCAUACAAAAUAAACACACGAUAAGAUGUUUAUUCUAUACAUUUACUAAAACUUAUUUCCUUAUAACAUUAUAGAAUAUUUUAUCAAUGCUUAUAACAGAAAAACAAAUAAUUUUUUUAAUGAACAAAACAGUGUUGUCAUUUUACCGGAAGUAAUAGAACAUUAAGAGGGAAAAUGAUAUACUUUUGACGAAAGUUCAUAAUAAUAUCAAUAUGUGUGUAAAGAAUUAAAAUUAUUAUGCAAAAUAUUCAUACAAAUUUAUCGAAAUUUCAUACGAUAAAAAAGAAUGCUUCAUUACGAUAGUGCAAUUGAAUAAAUGUUUGAUAACAAAUUAAUAUUCUUAAAUGAUUACGCGAAAAAUGAAACCGCCAUUUUAAAGCGUUCAAACACCGUGGCGGCAUUACAUUUGACGUGUCAUUAGUAAAUAUAUUUUUUAGGAUUAAAUAAAAAGAUUUAAACAUAUAGAUCAUUUCAAAAAAAAAUUAAAUUUAUUCUUAUGUCAUUUUUGAAAUAAAUUUAUAUAAAAUUUUAUUGAGAAAUUUAUCUUUCAAUGAACCUGCCAGAUUGAGUAUAGUUAUCUACAAAAGUAUGUACGUCAGACCAGCCAUAAUUUCUACUUACAUAUAUUAAAUGAUAAGAUCGCACAAGGCGCUUCUCAAGAAACAUUUUCCUUAUAAAAAACUGAUACGAUUUUGUAAAUACAACAUCUUUCUAGGAUUAAUGAUUAUAAAGUUAUGAAUUUUCAAAGAUCAUUUAUUCAGAACAUCCUUUCAAGUAUGUUGGUGGUUACUGUACCGCUAAAGCGAGGAAGAAACCGAGUGGUCGCUUCGACAGUCGCGGCCUAUUAAAAUAUCGCACUGAUUGGAUGCAAUUACACGUGAAUGUAUCAAUUUUUAGAUAUGAUAAAUACAUAUUUGUUACAUAAACUAGUUGCAUAUGUAAGCAAAUACAGAUCACUUCAAAUCAUUAUAUACUUCGAUAUAUAAAAUUCUUUGUUUCAUAGACAGAAUAUCAUAAUUGUUAUAGAUAAAGAUAAUGAAAUUCAUAAUAUAGAUGAUAGGAAAGAUAUAAAAUAAUAUAAAUCUUUAAUAAUAAAAGCAACGUCGUGUUCUAUGUAGUUUCAUUCAAUGAAAAUAGAAUCAUAACUGAUAUUUACUGAACUAUUAAUUUUUUUUUAACAUAUCUCUAGAAUGUAUACUGAUUGUCAUAUGAUGCGACUAUAUGCCCGACGCUAUGAAUCCAGAAGUGGUCGCUUUGUACAGUCCAUUUCGAUAAAACAGCUCGAAGGAUCAUGAAAAAUUAUAUUUCAAUCUAUUAAAUUAUACUCGUUAUUGAAUAUGAAACGGUAUAAGAAAUUUAUAAAAAAAAAAAAAUUUUUAAAUAUAAUAUAUAUAAUAUUCUUUCAAAAUAUCGAAAAAGCUUAUUAUAUUAUUGAAAAUAUAUUAUCUGGAAGUAAUAGUACUAGGUAUGUGAGUCGACUGUACCAUAGACGCCACCGGCAGCCACGAGCGGUCGCUUAGUACAAUCACUACCAAAAAAUAUUUGUGAACGCAUUGGCGAAACAUCAAAAUAGGGUCAUCCGAUCGCAAAAUUAUGAGUAGGGCGUCAUGAGAAACUUGUAGAUCAUAAAAAACUAACACGAUUUGGUGUAUAUAGUAUUCAUUUUUAACGUAUCCCUGCCAAGUUAUCCGUAUUUAAAGUCUCAUAAAGUUAACGUAUUUUCGACUCACUGUAUAGAGUGACUGUACCAACGGACGCUACGGGAGUCCGCAGCCGGCAUAGGUUCAGUUGGCAGCAGUACGCACAGCGAGAAAGACGACCAUGGCUGAUAUUUCGAACGAAGAACUUCGUAAAGAAAUCACCGCUAUCCUUAAGGAUGCAGAUCUUACUACUAUGUCAGCUAAGAAAGUAAGGCUACAAAUUGAAGGAAAACUUGAUAUAGACCUUACUGAAAGGAAAAAGGAAGUAGACAAUUUAGUCAUGGAGUGUUUACAAGAAAAACAAGAUGGAGCAAAGAAAAAGAAGAAGACUGCUAGUGAAGAAUCUGAAGAUGGUGAAGAAGAGGAAGAAGAAGGAUCAGAAGAAGAAGAAGAGGAAGAAGAAAAAAAGCCAGCCAAAAGGAGUCCUGCAAAGAAACAAAUUAAUAAACGUAAGAAAGGAUCUUCUGAUGAUGAAGAAAGUGCAAGUGAUGAUGAUGCUAGUGAUGAAGAAUAUAAUCCAAAGAAACCAAAGGCAACACCUAAAAAAAAUAAGCCUGGCAAAAAGGGAAAAAAGAAAGGUAGUGACAGCGACAGUGAUGAAGAUUGGGGUAAAGUUAAGAAAGCUCAAGGUGGAGGAGCAAAGAAAGGUGGUGGAGGUAAAGCUAAAGGUGGAUAUACUCGUGCUAUCACAUUAUCUCCGGAACUUGCUGCUGUUGUUGGUGCUGAACAAAUGGCUCGACAUGAAGUUGUGAAAAAGAUUUGGAGUAUCAUUAAAGAAAGGAAUCUUUAUGAUCCUAAAAAUAAGCAAUACGCACUCUGCGAUGAUGAAUUAUUGAAAGUAAUUGGAGUAAAACGUUUUAGAACUUUUGGUAUGAUGAAGUACCUCAAAAAUCACUUUGUAGAUUAAAUCAUCCUCGAACCACGAAUUCUAACAGGUUAUAAACAUUGUAUAACGUAUUCCAAGAUGCAAAGUGCAUCUUUCCAUCUUUCUCACACGAUACAUAAAUAUACAUACAUACAAACACAAACAUAUUUCUUGCGACUUAAGACUUUAGCCAUGUUUACAUCAUUCCGAUAAACUCUGUUGUCCAUGGUAGCUGCUUUGUCUUAUUGAAUAUAAUCUUAUAUUCGCGAUGUAGCAUCUUAAUUUAUGGGCAUUAUUAAAAGCGCGGCUCGUUAACAUUGUUAAAAGCUGCCCAAAAUGUGUAUGCAAAUGAUGACCCACAAGUAGGAAUCUAUGUAGAUUUGAUCAAUGUCACGAUGAUAUAAAAAGGAAGGGUUGAUACCAUGGACGUGCGGAUGAUUUCGAAAUGUGGAAAACAUUAAAAUGGCCAAUAGUCAAUAAGCUGGUUUUAAGUCAAUGUAUUCAAAGUUAAUGUUUUAUCGUUUGCCUGGUGGUUCUUGUAAACAAUCCUUUUUCACCAAGCAUGAAAAUACGGUGUGCCAUUGUGGCAGUAAAAAGUGAAGCAGUAAAAACUGUUUUAAAUUUUUUUAAAAUAAAUUUUGUUUUUUUUUUUUAUUUUAUUACGUGACAGUUAAAAAUUGAAGUAGAUUAAAUACUUAGAUUAAAUAAAAAAAAUAUUAAUAAUGAUAGCUGAUUGCGGUAAUGCUUAAUUUUUUUUUCUAAUUUUUUUUUUUUUUCUUUUUUUUUUUCUAAAUCACUAAUUGCCGCCCAAAAAUCACACAAUAUUUUCAUCUUUUUAUUUUAAUAUUGGUUACUUUCUGAAAAUGGAUGUAACAAAGGGACAAUUUUUCAAACAAAGGAGAGAAAGAGAGAAUGGGAAAAGAUAUGUGGUAAGUUAAAAAAAAAGUAUGAUAAGAAUUAAGAGAACGACGAUGCGAAAAAUCAACAUCCUGUACCUCUUCUGUAUAAUUGUUACAUUAUACACUGAAAUUAUUAUUAAGCGAAAUUUAAUUGUAUUAUCGUGUAAUUACUAAUUAUUGUCGUAAUAUAGGUUUCUUGGUGUAAAAAAUUGACCUAACUCUUAAGAUUUAAUGGUAAAGUGAUGUAUUCAGUAAAAGUAUGAUGCAUGCAUAUUAAAGAUCACAGUAUGCGCAGCAUUGCGCAAUGUUGAAUUGUAGAAAGUAAGAUAGAUUGAUGAUGCGAGAUGCGGAAUCUAUUGUGGAUAUACACAUCUCGUUGUAUGGAAAAAUUUGUGUAUUUUGAAUAUAAAUUAAUGAAUGCUGGCCUAAAUUAAUGGAAGCCACGAAGAAAUCAUUGCAAACAUUUGACGAUAAUGAAAAUAUUACGCGUGUUACGAAGUAAAUUAUAAUAAUACCAGUUUGUUUUCUAAAUGAAAAAAAAAGUACAGGUUAUGCCAAGAUAUUUCGUGAAUGUAUUUGAAAACAUCAUUAAAAAGAUAUUGCUUUCAUUUUUUUUUAA